AUGACUAACAUUUAUAACGGCCAGCUCAGCUUACACCUCCUGACACCUGAUCAACUACGCCAAGAACUAAACACUAUUUCAACUAAAAUAUCGAAAGACUUAUCACUACCUUUUGAGAACAUAAGUUUACCUAAUAUUUAUCAUUUAUUAAAGGUAAAAGCUAGAAUGUCAACAAACUACCUAUUAUUUGAAACUAAAAUACCUCUAGUUCACCGAGAUACCUACGAAAUUCAUAAAAUCAUCGCCGUACCACGUUUAGUAAAUAAUAAUAUUAUGAUUUAUAUAAAACCCGUAUCUAGUUUCCUAGCUAUUAAUUUACAGAAAGAGUCUCUGUUGCCUAUAACUGAAAGUGAAUUAAAAUCGUGUCUGCAGCAAGAGUCAGGCACUCUUUUAUGUAAGACCAAGUCUCCGGUGUACACCCUGAAGGACGAUGAAAGUCUUUGUGAAAGGGAUGCAGCCACCGGAAGAUGCAGAAUUUAUGAGGAACCGUGCCAAUCACAGUGGCAUGAAUUAAAUCAAGUGAAUACUUACUUUUAUUUUUAUUGUAAACAACAGAACGUAAAAAUACUAUGCGACGAUCAAGUUUCAUCGUUACCGUUAUUGUAUUCUGGCUUAUUGACAAUAAAUGACGGAUGUAUACUGAAGUUCAAGGACUUCACUGUGUAUACUCAUAAACAAGAAAUGAGUACUUUGCACUUCAAAGCCGAUAUUAUUGCUCCAAAGUUAUCUCCGAUAAACUACUUUUUUAAUAUAUCGGUUCCAACCCUCGGUGCUACUAACGCAAGCGACAAAGACGACGUCAGCGAGCAUUCGAAGCGGCUAAUGCAGCUGCAGGAGCAGAUCGAAGAGAUGAAGCAGACUGUUCCGUUGUAUGACAGCGUUAGCAGCCACGACAUUCAUCAUUAUACGGCAACCUACAUCAUCGUUGCCGUGGCUACCGUCGGGAUAGCUAUUUGGGGAUCGCGCAAGAUCCUCCGCAGGCGGUCGGCGCAGGCGGCGGCGGAGCGCACGGAGCGGCCGACGCUGGCCACCCCGCGGCCGGCGGCAGCUCGGCGGCGGCCGCCCUCCUCCACAACGGUUAUUGACCAACAGUGUGUGUGGUGCGAGUGA
Molecule: messenger RNA, 1110 nt
Organism: Melitaea cinxia (Glanville fritillary)
Lineage: Eukaryota; Metazoa; Arthropoda; Insecta; Lepidoptera; Nymphalidae
Exons: 1
Coding region: 1-1110 (369 amino acids)
Source: RefSeq, a predicted model, not a curated record